Messenger RNA from Ornithorhynchus anatinus (platypus), 2787 nucleotides. RefSeq names its product mannosidase alpha class 2C member 1 (gene MAN2C1). Gene Ontology annotation, molecular function: carbohydrate binding; alpha-mannosidase activity. NCBI's taxonomy places the organism in Eukaryota, Metazoa, Chordata, Mammalia, Monotremata, Ornithorhynchidae. The record is from RefSeq and is a predicted model, not a curated record. The coding region runs from base 45 to 2747 and encodes 900 amino acids. Gene Ontology annotation, biological process: oligosaccharide catabolic process; mannose metabolic process. The transcript has 23 exons.
GGAAGGACCGCUCUCCCUCCCGCGGCGAAGGGAGCGGGCGGACGAUGGCGGCGGCCCCGGCUGUGGUGUUGAAAGCACCGGCGCACCACGCUGGAACGGGUGGAGAAAUUCAUUUCCCCGCUGUAUUUCACGGACUGCAACCUCCGCGGCAGAUUAUACACAGCCAGCUGCCCAGUUGCCUCACUCUCCUACUUCCUGACCUCGAAACGAGUCCCCUACAGCCAGGCGAUCCAGCAGGACUUCCUCCCAGCCCAGGUCGGCGACUCCUUUGGCCCCACGUGGUACAGCUGUUGGUUCCGGGUGGAGCUGAACGUGCCCAAGCCUGGGUGGGCCAGGAAGUUCACCUGCGCUGGGAGAGUGAUGGAGAGGCCCUGGUGUGGCGGGACGGGCAGCCGGUGCAGGGUUUGUCCAAGACGGGCGAGAAGACCAGCUACAUCCUGACGGACCGGCUUGGGGAGCAUGAUCCCCAGAGCCUGACCUUGUACGUGGAAAUGGCCUGCAGCGGGCUCUGUGGGGAUGGGCAGGGCAGCAUGAUCCAGCCCCCGGACCGCCACAAGAAGUUUGCCGUGAGCCGGGCCCAGCUGGCUGUAUUCCAGCGGGAAGUCCAUGAGCUCCUGGUGGAUCUGGAGACACUGAUGGACAUGGCCAAGUUCCUUGGGGAGGACAGCCAGCGCGGCUUCCAGGCCCUCUACGCCGCCAACCAAAUGGUCAACGUGUGCCGCCCGUCAGAACCGGACACCUGGGCCGAGGCCCGCUCCCUGGCCAAAGCCGUCUUCCAUCAGCGCAACGGGGACAGCCAGCACACCAUCCACGCCAUGGGGCACUGCCACAUCGACUCAGCCUGGCUCUGGCCCUACGAGGAGACGAUUGGGAAAUGUGCCCGCAGCUGGGCAACCGUCAUCCGGCUCAUGGAGAAGAACCCAGAGUUCACAUUCACCUGCUCCCAGGCUCAGCAGUUGGCCUGGGUGAAGAGCGCGUACCCAGGGCUCUACAGCCAGAUCCAGGAGCAUGUGCAACGGGGCCAGUUUGUGCUCGUCGGGGGCACCUGGGUAGAGAUGGACGGGAACCUGCCCAGCGGGGAAGCCAUGGUGCGCCAGUUCCUGCAGGGCCAGGCCUUCUUCCAGCAGGAGUUUGGAAGGAUGUGCUCAGAGUUCUGGUUGCCCGACACUUUCGGCUACUCGGCCCAGCUCCCCCAGAUCAUGAGCGGUUGUGGCAUCCACCGCUUCCUCACGCAGAAGCUCAGCUGGAGCCUGGUCAACUCCUUCCCCCAUCACACAUUUUUCUGGGAAGGACUGGAUGGCUCUCGGGUGCUGGCGCACUUCCCCCCCGGGGACUCGUACGGGAUGGAGGGCCGCGUGGAGGAGGUGCUGAAAACCCUGAAGAACAACAAAGAUAAGGGGCGGGUGAACCACAGCGCCUUCCUGUUUGGGUUUGGGGAUGGGGGCGGCGGUCCCACGCAGACCAUGCUGGAUCGGCUGGAGCGGAUCAAGGACACAGACGGCCUGCCCAGGGUGCAGCUCUCCAACCCGGAGCACCUGUUUGCGGAGUUGGAGCGGGAUUCGGGGCAGCUGUGCACCUGGGUCGGGGAGCUGUUUCUGGAACUGCACAACGGCACCUACACGACCCAGGCCCAGCUCAAGAAGAGAAACCGGGAGAGUGAGCAGAUCCUGCACGACGUCGAGGUCCUCAGCUGUCUAGCCCUGGCGCGGGAUAACUCCUUCCAGUAUCCUUCCGCGGAGCUGCAGCGACUCUGGCGGCUGCUCCUUCUGAAUCAGUUCCAUGAUGUGGUGCCCGGCAGCUGCAUCCAGCGGGUGGUGGAGGAUGCCCUGGAGUUCUAUGCAGAGAUCCGCCAGAGCAGCUCUGGCCUCCUGGGGGCUGCGGUGCAGUCCCUGUGUGGGCCAGGCCCCGGGGACGGAGACCGGGCCCCGGCCCAGAACCUCCUCGUCCUCAACACGCUGCCCUGGGAGCGGACCGAGGUGGUGUCCUUGCCGGAGCCUGGUGGAACGGAACGUCUGGCGCUGGUGAAGGCACCCAGUCUGGGCUAUGCUCCUGUCCCGGAUCCCGGCCCCUGCCCGUCUCCCUGGUCUGUCCGCGUGGUGCCCAAGGCUGACGGUUCCGUGAGGAUGGAGAACGGCAUUAUCUGCGUGUGCCUGGACCGCACAGGACGUGUCACGUCCUUGGUUUUGGAGGCGUCGAAGAGAGAGACCCUGCCCGAGGGUGGCCUGGCCAACCAGUUUGUGCUGUUCGAUGAUGUGCCCUUGUACUGGGACGCCUGGGACGUGAUGGAUUAUCACCUGGAGACCCGGAAACCAGUGACUCAAUUGGCCCAGCCCCUGAAGGUGGAGAGCCCCGGGGGGCUGCGGGGCAGCGUCAGCUUCUCCCUGAGGCUCAGCGAGAGGAGUGUCAUCACCCAGGAGGUGGUGCUGGACGCCAGGUGCCCCUACGUCCGCUUCCAGACGCAGGUGGACUGGCACGAGGCCCACAAGUUCCUGAAAGUGGAGUUUCCAGCGUGGGUACGGAGCCCGCAGGCUACCUACGAGAUCCAGUUUGGGCACCUGCAGAGGCCGACACACUUCAACACCUCCUGGGACUGGGCUCGCUUCGAGGUCUCUCCCACCCGAGGUGUGGGCCCACCGCUGGAUGGACCUGGCCGAGCACGGCUUUGGGCUGGCGCUGCUCAACGACUGCAAGUACGGGGCCUCCGUCCGCCGCAAUGUCCUCAGCCUCUCUCUCCUGAGAGCACCUAAAGCCCCGACCCCACAGCAGACAUGGGACACCGUAUCGAUU